CCCGCUGUCGGCCCGCCCCUCCUCACGCGGGCGGCCAUGGCGGCGCUGCUGCGCCCGCGCGCCGCUCGUCGCCUGCCGCUUCCCCCGCGCCGCGCGCUGCGUUCCGUGCCGGCCGCGCUGCUGCCCCGGGGAGCGCUGCUGGGCGGGCGCUGGGUGGACACCGCGGCCGCCUUCGCCGUGCGGGACCCGGCCAGCGGCGCCGAGCUGGGCCGUGUGGCCGACUGCGGCCCCGACGAGGCUAGGGCGGCCGUGAGGGCGGCACAUGGGGCGGGGGCGGAGUGGGGCCGGCGCCCCGCCAGGGAGAGGAGCAUGCUGCUCCGCAGGUGGUAUGAGCUGAUGAUGGAGAACAAGGAGGAGCUGGCACGGAUCAUCACGGCUGAGAAUGGGAAGCCUCUGAAAGAAGCACAGGGAGAAAUCUUGUAUUCUGCCUCAUUCCUGGAGUGGUUUGCAGAGGAAGCUCGACGGGUUUACGGUGAUGUCAUUCCAGCACCUGCAACAGACAGAAGAAUGGUGGUGCUCAAACAGCCAGUCGGAGUGGCAGCUGUCAUAACCCCAUGGAAUUUCCCCAGUGCUAUGAUUACUCGGAAGGUUGGUGCAGCUCUGGCUGCUGGCUGUACGGUGGUAGUGAAACCCGCAGAGGACACACCUUUAUCAGCACUAGCUCUUGGGGAGCUUGCCAAUCAGGCUGGAAUUCCAGCGGGAGUGUAUAAUGUUGUUCCUUGUUCCAGACAACAGACAGCAGCUGUUGGGGAAGUUCUGUGCACUGAUCCAUUGGUAGCCAAAAUUUCUUUUACUGGCUCUACAUCGACAGGAAAGAUAUUGAUGAAACAUGCAAUUGGCACUGUGAAGCGAGUUUCCAUGGAGCUUGGAGGACAUGCUCCUUUUAUAGUGUUUGACAGUGCUGAUGUGGACCGUGCUGUUGCAGGAGCCCUUGCUUCUAAGUUUAGAAACUCAGGCCAGACCUGUGUUUGCACAAACCGUUUCCUGGUGCAAAAGGGAAUCCAUGACAAAUUUGUGGAGAAGCUUGCUAAAGCUAUAGAGAGAGAACUACGCGUUGGAAGUGGAUUUGAUGCAAAAACUACCCAAGGGCCACUGAUCAAUGAAAAAGCAGUGGAGAAGGUAGAGAGACAUAUUAACGAUGCCGUUUCUCAAGGAGCAUGUGUUGUGACUGGAGGGAAACGACACAGCUUGGGGAAGAAUUUCUUUGAGCCAACAUUACUUAGUAACGUUACAACAAAGAUGCUUUGCACCCAAGAGGAGACGUUUGGCCCUUUGGCACCAGUUAUCAAAUUUGAAACUGAAGCAGAAGCUGUUGCUAUAGCAAACACAGCUGAUGUGGGUUUAGCAGGAUAUUUCUACUCCCAAGAUCCAGCUCAGAUAUGGAGAGUUGCAGAACAGCUUGAAGUUGGAAUGGUUGGCAUUAAUGAAGGCAUAAUCUCUGCAGUGGAGAGUCCUUUUGGUGGGGUAAAACAGUCUGGCUUAGGACGAGAAGGUUCAAAGUAUGGCAUCGAUGAAUACUUAGAAAUAAAAUAUGUCUGCUUCGGAGGUUUAUGAAAAUCUUCAGAAAGCACAAUCCAAAUAGCUUGGAAAAGAGUGCUGUAGUUUUAAUAAGCUUCUUGAACCAGAAAUACAUAUGAAUGCAACUUCUACCUUCUUUAAAACUAAGCAACCCUGUUCUGUAUGUGUAGAGGUACUUAAAAUGUUCUGUGCUGCCGUAUGUUUUUACAUGUUCUUUAUUUAUACAUUCAGUUUUCAGCAAUGUGAUCACAAUGUCCAGCAUUUUUUAGUAAGGAGUAGGUAAGAAUGCACAUUUCUUAUACAGGUGAAUGUCUCCUAGGGAGGGAGGUUUAAAAACCUUUGAACUUGUGGCCUAAUGAAGAUUUCAAUAGAAGUGAUUAGAGGUUUGACUUCUACGCAUCACCUUACUAUUUUGUCAUCUUCAGGAGGUGACGUAAAGCUUCCUUACUACAAAAUAAAGAAUGCUGUUUAAACUCUAUUUUCAUGGCAGUUAAAAGAAGCACUUUAAAAAAUGUGCAGUGUUGAUUUAGCAAUUAAAUCAGCACUGCAGAAGCUAAGGGAAAUGAAUUUUAUCUCUUGUGAUGGUUAACUUUGGUGGGGCUUUG
This is a messenger RNA of Cuculus canorus (common cuckoo), 2123 nucleotides long. It is a transcript of the gene ALDH5A1, whose product is annotated as aldehyde dehydrogenase 5 family member A1. The transcript has 10 exons. Lineage: Eukaryota; Metazoa; Chordata; Aves; Cuculiformes; Cuculidae. Gene Ontology annotation, biological process: GABA catabolic process. The record is from RefSeq and is a predicted model, not a curated record. Gene Ontology annotation, molecular function: succinate-semialdehyde dehydrogenase (NAD+) activity. Bases 37 to 1554 code for a protein of 505 amino acids.